AUGCUGGUAUUACUAGCUGGUAUCUUUGUGGUCCACAUCGCCACUGUCAUCAUGUUGUUUGUCUCCACCAUUGCCAAUGUCUGGGUGGUUUCAGAUGAUACAAAAACAUCAGUAGGUCUUUGGAAAAACUGUACGGGUGGCAACUGUGAUGGAGCCCUGUCGUAUGCCAAUGAAGAUGCCCUCAAGGCCGUGCAGGCUUUCAUGAUCCUCUCCAUCAUCUUCUCCGUCAUCUCUCUUGUGGUCUUCGUGUUCCAGCUCUUCACCAUGGAGAAGGGAAACCGCUUCUUCCUCUCGGGGGCCACUAUGCUGGUGUGCUGUGAGUAUCGCAGUGGUGGGCUCCCAUUCGUGCAGGAAAAGCUUUUAUGCGGGUCUUACCGAGGGUGCUCCCGGCAACUCGGACAGACAAGCACAUGGCUCAGUGAAGUCACUUUGGACAGCUUUGUCCCCCGGUUGUUUGUUCUCUUUUUGAGAACCCCUGAUCGCUGCUUGGAAUGA
Messenger RNA from Puma concolor (puma), 495 nucleotides. The record is from RefSeq and is a predicted model, not a curated record. Lineage: Eukaryota; Metazoa; Chordata; Mammalia; Carnivora; Felidae.